Metarhizium album ARSEF 1941 is the source of this 1410-nucleotide messenger RNA. RefSeq names its product Catalase-like domain, heme-dependent. The record is from RefSeq and is a predicted model, not a curated record. Gene Ontology annotation, cellular component: peroxisome; cytoplasm; mitochondrion. The coding region runs from base 1 to 1410 and encodes 469 amino acids. NCBI's taxonomy places the organism in Eukaryota, Fungi, Ascomycota, Sordariomycetes, Hypocreales, Clavicipitaceae. The transcript has 2 exons. Gene Ontology annotation, biological process: hydrogen peroxide catabolic process; response to hydrogen peroxide. Gene Ontology annotation, molecular function: catalase activity; heme binding.
AUGGCUCUCGACGUUCCUUCUGCUGAGACAAAUGGAUCUCACAACUCGGCCUGCGAGGACAAUCGGGGUCCUCAAAGCUGCCCAGGCUUGAACCACGGCCUGCUAGAUAAGCUGGCGCAGUUCAACCGUGAAAAGAUUCCGGAGAGAGCAGUCACACAUGAUAUAUCGGACAUUUGCGACAUCGACAUGCUGCUCGGCGUCGGCAAGAAGACGCCCUGUGUCGUGCGCUUCUCGACGACGGCUCUGGAGCGAGGCUCCGCCGAGGCAGUGAGAGACGUCAAGGGGCUGGCCGUCAAGUUAUUCACCCGCGAGGGAAACUGGGACUGGGUCUGCCUGAACAUUCCCAUGUUCUUCAUCCGCGACCCGGCCAAGUUUCCGGACCUCAUCCGCGCCCAACGGCCGGACCCCCAGACGAACCUCGCCAACCCCAGCAGGUGGUGGGAGUUCGUGUGCGACAACGACGAGACGCUGCACAUGGUCAUGUUCCAGUUCAGCGACUUCGGAACCAUGUUUGACUACCGCAGCAUGAGCGGCUACGUAGGGCACGCGUACAAAUGGGUCAAGCCCGACGGCUCGUGGAAGUACGUCCACUGGUUCCUGUCGUCCGACCAAGGUCCCAACUUCGAGCAGGGCAGCCAGGCCAGGGCCGUAGAGCCCGACGACCAGGAGAGCGCCACGAGGGAUCUGCACGAGAGCCUGGGGCGCGGUGAAUGCCCCAGCUGGACGGCCAGCGUGCAGGUCAUCGACCCCGAGGACGCCCGCGGGCUGUCGUUCAACAUCCUCGACGUGACGAAGCACUGGAACCUGGGCAACUACCCGCCCGACAUCCCCGUCAUCCCGUCCAGGCCGUUCGGCAAGUUGACACUGAGGAAGGGCCCGAGGGACUACUUCCGGGAGAUUGAGCAGCUGGCCUUCUCGCCGUCCCAUCUCGUCCCGGGCGUGGAGCCGUCGGAGGAUCCGAUGCUGCAGGCCCGGCUCUUUGCCUAUCCGGAUGCGCAGAGAUACCGGCUGGGUCCGCAGAAUCUAGAAAUGCCCGCCAACAAGGCGAGACGUGCUGCCGACGAUGUCGAUGCCCCUACUGCUGCUUCCAGAGACGCCGUUCGUCCUGAGCAAAAGAGUCAGCAGCACUCGGCGUGGGUUGCUGAAACGACCUCGAGCGACUGGUCCAAGCCAAACGAGCUCGACUACAAGUUCCCAAGGGAGUUCUGGAAGGCCCUGCCUGUCUUGCGGAGCGACGAGUUUCAGAACAAUCUGGUUGUGAAUAUUUCCGAGUCCGUGUCGCGCACUCCCAGAGACCUGCGGCUCAAGGUGUAUCGUACCCUGGGCUUGAUCGCAUCCGACAUGGCGGAAAGGGUUGAGAAGAUGACGGAGGAGCUGGUCGUGGAAGCUGAGAAGAAGGCGAGGUUGUAG